AUGAGGUACGCAGCGGAAGUCAAAACGAGCAGAAACCGAACGGAAGUAGAGGGUUCCAGCGGAACGGAGAGGGGCCUGCUGGCGGAACGUCUGGCCCGGCCAGAAAACGAAGCGGAAGCGAAAUGCAGUCGGCAACGCGAGCGGAUCCAAGCGCAUUGUCUCAACAACCGGGAAGAGUGUAUGGAGAGCGGAGAAGCGAGCCGGUGGAACGAGAUGCUGACCGCCGGUCCUCGCGAUUCCCUCUUCCGAACGGCCGGAACGUCCCAGCGCCCUCGGUCGCCUUGGCCGGUGGAGCGAGCGGACGCGCGGUCAAGCGCGGACGCGUCCGCGCACUGCCUGCCGAAGCAGGCUAAACCAGGAUACGGCGCGCGCGAGCUGCCGGAGAUUGACAUGCCGGAGCUAGCGGCAUCGCUGGGGUAA
Molecule: messenger RNA, 420 nt
Organism: Klebsormidium nitens
Lineage: Eukaryota; Viridiplantae; Streptophyta; Klebsormidiophyceae; Klebsormidiales; Klebsormidiaceae
Source: the annotation of a GenBank genome assembly